Messenger RNA from Cordyceps militaris CM01, 1326 nucleotides. Its product is annotated as homocitrate synthase. The transcript has 10 exons. Gene Ontology annotation, cellular component: mitochondrion. Bases 1 to 1326 code for a protein of 441 amino acids. Gene Ontology annotation, molecular function: homocitrate synthase activity. The record is from RefSeq and is a predicted model, not a curated record. NCBI's taxonomy places the organism in Eukaryota, Fungi, Ascomycota, Sordariomycetes, Hypocreales, Cordycipitaceae.
AUGUGCGGAGGCUGCAACGGAGGCGCCGACGCCAAUGGCAGUGCCGCCAAUGGCACAAAUGGCAGCAGCCAGCACCGCUCAGCCAGCUCUCCCUACCAGUCCGUCCAGGACUACCUCUCCAAUGUCGCCAACUUUAAGAUUAUCGAGUCCACCCUGCGUGAGGGUGAGCAGUUUGCCAACGCCUUCUUCGACACCGAGACCAAGGUCAAGAUUGCCAAGGCUCUCGACUCUUUCGGCGUCGACUUUAUCGAGCUGACUUCGCCUGUCGCCUCGGAGCAGGCCUUCAAUGACUGCAAGCUCAUCUGCAGCCUCGGCCUCAAUGCCAAGAUUCUUACCCAUGUUCGCUGCAACAUGGAGGACGCCAAGGCUGCGGUAGCCACUGGUGUCGACGGUGUCGAUCUCGUCAUUGGUACCUCUAGCUUCCUCCGCGAGUUUUCCCACGGCAAGAGCAUGGCCUACAUUCAGAAGACUGCCCUCGAAGUUAUCGCGUACCUCAAGGGUGAGGGUGUCCAGGUCCGAUUCUCAUCCGAGGACUCUUUCCGCUCCGACCUCGUCGAUCUACUGUCCCUGUACAAGGCCGUUGAUGCCGCUGGCGUAAAUCGCGUUGGUAUCGCCGACACGGUUGGCGGAGCCACCCCCAGAAUGGUGUACGAUCUCGUGCGUACCCUGCGCGGUGUCGUGCACUGCGAUAUCGAGACUCACUUCCACGACGAUACCGGAUGUGCCGUUGCCAACGCCCACGCCGCCCUCGAGGCCGGUGCCACCCACAUUGAUACCUCAGUUCUCGGAAUUGGUGAGCGCAACGGCAUCACCCCCCUUGGUGCUCUCAUGGCCCGCAUGGUUGUCAGCGCCCCAGAAUACGUCAAGUCCAAGUAUAAGCUCAAGGAGCUCAAGUCUCUUGAGACACUGGUUGCCGACGCUGUGCAAAUUAACAUUCCCUUCAACAACCCUAUUACUGGUUUCUGCGCCUUUACUCACAAGGCUGGCAUCCACGCCAAGGCCAUUCUCAACAACCCGUCGACAUAUGAAAUCAUCAACCCCGAAGACUUUGGUCUUACCCGCUACGUCUCGAUCAACAGCCCGAUUACCGGCUGGAAUGCCGUCAAGUCCCGUGUUGAGCAGCUCGGCCUCAAGAUGUCGGACGACCAAGUCAAGGAAGUGUACGUGUUUGUGUGUCGCUUGCCGCGUAGAGGAGAGACUGACAGAUUUCACAGCACCGCCAAGAUUAAGCAGCUUGCGAGCGUGAGACGGAUUGCCAUUGAUGACACGGAUUCCAUCCUGCAUUCAUUCCACGCCGAGUUCGUCGAGGGCCGCGGAACCUACUAG